AUGUCGUGCUUAAGUGUGGGGGGUGCUUUGUAUAGGUUGGAAUAUAUAUUUGGGUGCUUGGAGCCUAGUCCGCUAUCCGAAUCUUACGAUUUGAGGGCUCCAAGACAACCUAUGAUGAGGACUGAGACGUGCAGUAGAAUUGUGGUAUCAGAAUGUGAGAUAGAGCAUAUAGCAUUUAGAGGCUGCCAUCAUGGUGAAGAGAUGUUAGGGAUUGAGAGAAAUAACAUGCGCAUUUUUCGCAUCAAAUUGUCCUGA
Linum trigynum is the source of this 255-nucleotide messenger RNA. NCBI's taxonomy places the organism in Eukaryota, Viridiplantae, Streptophyta, Magnoliopsida, Malpighiales, Linaceae. The record is from the annotation of a GenBank genome assembly.